GGACGUAAUGUUUACCAAAUCCAAACCAGCAGCAUUUAAUGAGUGAAAGCCUACUGUUACUUUUCCUUGCCAACCCAUAACCAUAGGCAUCCUCGGCAUUAAAUUCUUUGCUACAAAUUGUGUCUUAUUUCUUUUUAUUUUCUCCCCAAAACAGAUCAGAUUCAUCCAGCACCGUUCCAACUUUCACCAACAAGAACAGUUCAACAUGCUCUUGUUUGCCGCUUUCCUCGUAUUCAAUCUCGUUCCAACCUCUUCUAUUCGAUUUGUUUCCAUUAGUUUACCGCAUUAAAGAAUCUAAGAGCCAGUUAAUAUUUGAAGCUGUCAACGAGUUCAUACCAGCUGGUGCCUGCAAGAUUUGUGCGCAAUACUUGUCUGUUAAUCUCUUUUGCAUCAAAACCCUUUCAGAACUCCGACAGGAUAGCUCAGAUUUGCUAUCUUCUCUGGGAUCACACAUCUGAUCCAGAAGGUGCCAACUUUUCUCUCCCUUAUUCCGUUUAUUUGAAGGGGUAAUUUCUUUUGUGUUAGUGAGUUCCUAUAUUUUUCCUGUCUUAGAACCCCAGCUUUCGUUUCCAACCUAAAAGACAAUCUCUUUCUGUUCUACAAUAAAUCUCCAGUCUUUAUGAUGUUGGGUUUUUUAAAACCUGUGUUGUUAAUGUGGGUUUCAUUAAAUCUGUGCUUGGUAAGCUUUUCUAGUGGAUUUAAUCCUGUAGACAGUUACCUUAUAGACUGUGGAUCAUCCACCAAUACUUCAGUAGGUGACCGUGUAUUCAUUGCCGAUAACUUGGCUUCAAACUUGCUCUCAACCCCUAAAGAUAUUCUUGCCAAAACCACUUUGAAAUCAAUCACUUCCUCUGAAGAUUCACAGCUGUAUCAGACAGCAAGAGUCUUCACCGGGUCCUCAACAUACACGUUCUCAAUCCGUCAAAGUGGGAGACACUGGAUCCGCCUCUAUUUCUACCCAUUCAUAUAUACUGGUUACAAUAUGAGUGCUGCAAAAUUUUCUGUUUCUACUCAAAACCAUGUCCUUCUUAGCGAUUUCGGUGUGGAAAGCACUUCUAUUUUGAAAGAAUUUUCCUUAAAUGUGACAUCAAACAACAUUGAAAUCACCUUUACCCCAUCGAGCAAUUCAAUCGCUUUCUUAAAUGCUAUAGAAGUGGUUUCAGUCCCUGAUGGGCUGAUCACCGACGAUGCCAGCACUGUGAGUCCAGCAGCACAGUUCCAAGGGUUGUUGCCUUUUGCACUUGAGACGGUUUGGAGAGUGAACAUGGGUGGGCCAAAAGUCAUAUUUGAUAAUGAUACACUUUGGCGAACUUGGAUUCCAGAUCAAAGUUUUUUGGUACAGGAGAACUUGGCCAAAAAUCUCUCAAAGAUAGGAGCUGUUAAGUACGUUACGGGCGGGGCAACACAGGAUAUAGCUCCAAACACUGUCUAUGGUACUGCCACAGUUAUGAACUCAUUGGACGAUCCCAGCAGCAAUUUUAAUGUGUCCUGGGAGUUCAACGUGGAUCCGGGCUUUCAGUACCUUGUUCGGUUUCACUUUUGUGAUAUUUUGAGUAAAGCUCUUAACGAACUCUACUUCAAUGUUUACAUUGACUCAUGGAUUGUUGUUAAAGAUCUUGAUCUGAGUACUUAUUUGGUAAACACCUUGGCUGCUGCAUAUUAUAUGGAUUUUGUCACGGUUUCAGCUGUUAGCAAUAAACUCCGUGUAAGUAUUGGUCCAUCUACUCUAGAUGGUACUUACCCCAACGCCAUCCUAAAUGGGCUGGAGAUAAUGAAAAUGAACAAUUCAAUGGGCAGUCUGAGUGCAGCAGACUCUGUGAUUAUUUCUUCAGAUUCAAGUUCAAAAAAAAAUGUGGGUGUCAUAGUGGGUAUAAGCAUUGGAGCCUUCAUUGCAGUGAUAUUAGGUGUAGUCUUCUUUAUGUUACACAGAAAAAGAAGACGACUGGCACGUCAAAGAGAAUCGAAGACGUGGACUCCGUUUUCCAUCAAUGAAGGAAAUUCCCAAUCCAUGGGCAGUAAAUAUUCUAAUGGAACAACUGCUAGUGCCAUUUUUAACUAUGGCUAUCGCAUUCCUUUUGCAGCAGUUCAAGAGGCUGCAAACAACUUCGAUGAGAGUUGGGUUAUUGGGAUUGGUGGUUUCGGGAAAGUUUACAAGGGAGUCUUAAGUGAUGGUACAAAAGUGGCAGUUAAGAGAGGAAAUCCUCGGUCCCAACAGGGACUAGCAGAGUUUCAAACUGAAAUCGAGAUGCUAUCUCAGUUCCGCCAUCGCCAUCUUGUUUCGUUGAUAGGGUACUGUGAUGAAAAGAAUGAGAUGAUUCUCGUUUAUGAAUAUAUGGAGAAUGGAACCCUCAAGAGUCAUCUUUAUGGCUCAGGUCUUCCCAAUUUGAGUUGGAAGCAGAGGCUUGAGAUAUGCAUUGGAGCAGCCAGGGGACUCCAUUACCUUCAUACAGGAUAUGCAAAAGCAGUUAUUCACCGUGACGUAAAGUCUGCUAAUAUCUUGCUUGAUGAGAAUCUGAUGGCCAAAGUUGCUGAUUUUGGGCUCUCAAAGACGGGGCCUGAAAUUGACCAGACCCAUGUCAGUACAGCGGUGAAAGGAAGUUUUGGAUAUCUUGAUCCAGAAUAUUUCAGAAGGCAACAACUGACGGAGAAAUCAGAUAUAUACUCGUUUGGUGUGGUUUUGUUUGAAGUUCUUUGUGCCAGGCCUGUUAUCGAUCCAUCACUUCCAAGAGAAAUGGUCAACUUAGCUGAAUGGGCAAUGAAAUGGCAAAAGAGAGGGCAGUUGGAACAGAUAAUAGAUUCUACUCUUGCAGGAAAAAUCAGACCAGAUUCUCUAAGGAAGUUUGGAGAGACUGCUGAGAAAUGUUUGGCUGACUAUGGUGUUGACAGGCCCUCUAUGGGAGAUGUCUUAUGGAAUCUCGAAUACGCUCUUCAACUUCAAGAGGCAGUUACUGAUGGUGAUCCCGAAGAAAACAGUACCAAUAUGAUUGGUGAACUGUCUCCGCAAGUGAACUACUUUGGUGAUAGCAGUACUAAUGUUUCUGCUACUCAGUUUGGAGGGUCACCCGUGGAUGAUCUUUCAGGUGUUUCCAUGAGUAGGGUGUUCUCACAGCUGGUCAAGUCUGAGGGUAGGUAACUGAUUUGAGAUUGUACUCUGUUUCUGCCACGUUCCAUUAAAUUGGUGUUCACUAUAUUAAAGUAGAUAGGCCGUUUUCUUGAUUCUGUUAUCCAUAAAAUGAGACCCAGCAUCUCAUUGCAUAUGUGCCUUGUUUGAUUGAUAACCAGAAAAUCCAAAGAGAAACUCUGCUUCUAUUUUGUAGUGCAGAAAAUCUUUGUAGAGCUUUCCUUUGUGGAGUUCUGCAAACAAACUGCACAAAGUAUCAUGAGUUCUACUUUGUACAGAAGACGUGGUAGUUCAAUUGAGUUUUAGUUUUAUCAGUUCACAAGGAUUUUGGAUCUUAAAAUUGUCGAGAAGUGUACGCAUUUCUGAGUGUUUUAGAUUUACACAUCAUGUAUGAAAUAACUACUCCCGUUGAUUUUGUUUUGAGUGAUUCUUAAUAUGAUCCUACUUUUUAGUGCUGUCA
Carya illinoinensis is the source of this 3581-nucleotide messenger RNA. RefSeq names its product receptor-like protein kinase HERK 1. Gene Ontology annotation, cellular component: plasma membrane; plasmodesma. Bases 620 to 3133 code for a protein of 837 amino acids. The record is from RefSeq and is a predicted model, not a curated record. Gene Ontology annotation, molecular function: transmembrane receptor protein tyrosine kinase activity; ATP binding. The transcript has a single exon. Gene Ontology annotation, biological process: protein autophosphorylation. Lineage: Eukaryota; Viridiplantae; Streptophyta; Magnoliopsida; Fagales; Juglandaceae.